Molecule: messenger RNA, 369 nt
Organism: Clunio marinus
Lineage: Eukaryota; Metazoa; Arthropoda; Insecta; Diptera; Chironomidae
Source: the annotation of a GenBank genome assembly
AUGUUUCCUGAAUUCAUGAUAGAGCAUAAUGUCAAUCUUGACAUUGCCGAAGCAAUUAUUCUAGGCCCUCGUAAAGUAACGCCUGUGAGUAGAAAACAAAAUAAAAACUUUUCCCUGACACCACAAAAACAAAGUUUCAGCGCUCUUUGGAAAGAAAUGCCAAACUUAGCAUUAACACAAACAGGAAAUAUCAUAAAACUAUCGAAGCACAGAGUUAUGCGGCAAGUUUGCUCAAAGGUGUGUGCUUUUGCUUACACCAUCAGGUUUAAAUCGAGGCUGAGAAUGAAUAUGGAAAAGUUAAGCAUAUAUUCAAAUGCUUGCUUCUUAUAUUACUUACCUGAGAACACUAAGAGCAGCGAUAUUUCCUAA